Messenger RNA from Pocillopora meandrina, 2347 nucleotides. Lineage: Eukaryota; Metazoa; Cnidaria; Anthozoa; Scleractinia; Pocilloporidae. The record is from the annotation of a GenBank genome assembly.
AUGAACGCUUCUCUGAGGCUCUAUCGUCGUAUUCUAAAGCUACAUAGGAACCUUCCUCUAACAGCUAAGGCUUUAGGAGACCAGUAUUUAAAAGAUGAGUUUAGAAGACACAAAAAUGCUACACAGGAACAACUCACAGAAUUUAUCCAAGAGUGGAAGGUAACUUGCUUGCACUUCUCGCCAAGUAUUAUGUAACGAAAACGGUCUUAUCGAGAAAGUAAUGGUCGUAGUUUUGGAAUUGUGGAAUCCUAUUACACAACAUGAAUUCGUUACUAGAUAAAAGUUUUAGAAUGUAUCUAUUUACAGUGAUUUAUUAUCUACUCUGUAAAUUAGGUCUAGCUGUACGUGACCGGCAGCACAGUAAUAUGUUUUUUUUUCAUUCCUUUUCUUUUAAUUUUCGCCGUACCACGUUGAGAGACAUUUGUAUAUUACUCUUGAAUUAGAAAAGUGUUAGUUAGAUUCAAGUGUCAAUAAUUUCAAGCAGUUUGUAAAAAGGUGCGAGUUUUGAAUAAUGAGGGCGACUGUGGCACGUUUCAUACUAUUAGUAAGCUCAAGGAUUGGAUAUUUCGCUUUAUAAAAUAAUCCAAAUAGUACGCGCGCUCUGAUUGGCCAUAAAACCAUUUUACAUGAGCGUAUGUAAACACGGUUUUCGUUCCUCUUUCAUUAGUUAUUUUAUAAAAGAACUGUAAAAUGGUUUCUGUGUUUACAUAGCCUGAUGUAAACACUUGGGUGGUUGGGAGAACACUCAACAAGCUGGAAACCACUCCGCUUCAUGUUGUGGUUUCCUACGCUUAUCUCGUGUUCUCCCAACCUCCCGUGUGUUUACAUCAGGCUAUGUAAACACGGAAACCAUUUUACAUUUCUUCAUUAUCAUCCAACUGCACAAAGUAGAGUACAAAUAACGCGAGAAUAGGGUACAAAUAUCCUGCGAUAUUGUACAGUUAUUUGGACUGUUGGUUAUUUUUUGCAGUAAAAAAACCUGUUUAACUAGUCAGCUGAGCGUGCUAUAAGUUCUGCUUUUCCCGCCUUAUGAGAAAUGAACUGAAAGACUAAGCAGAAAAAAAAGCAGUCAGAUAAUAAAUAACUUACUGGACAUUUCAGUGUGUAGUAUCACUGAAUAUUUACUCGUUUGUAUUUUGACUUACCCUACAGGCUCAUCAAAGUACGGCACAACUGGUUACACUACUUAGUGAUAAUACACACCAAAAAGUCUAAUAAGAUAAAUUUUUUUUUUCUCAGGGAGCAUGGUAACAAAUCUUACAAUCUGAUUAGUUCUUAGCAUGGUCACUAAUGCUUUUGUGAGUCACAGAGAACAUCCCUAGCUUUCUUGCCAUUCUUCUUAAAUAAAUUUUGUUUUUCCAGCUGGGCAUUAUUUUGAAGCAAAGUAUUUUUUAACAAAUGAAGCCGAUUAAUAACUUAUUGUCUCUUUUCUCACUUUAAAAUCUCUUUGGUUGCCAGCUGAAAAUUGUUUUCUAGAAAUACAUGGGCAAGAGUUACUUUUUACUUCAUAGGUCACUUCUAGAAGACAACUGAAAUAAAAUAUUUAUGCCCAAACUCAGCCUUACCAAUGCAUAAUAAUUUAAGAUUCCUCUGUCAACAUUAGAAGUAAAAAUGACAUAAGAUGGCAUUCUGUGUGGUUUAGGGAGCUUUCUAGCAUCAGCAGUGUUAGCUGAGAUAAAAUAGUAGUGGGCCAUUGAAGCUAAAAUUAAAAGAAACUAAAGAGGAUUUAGUUAAAUUUUAUGCUAGAGUUUCUAUGGAGAAGUUUGCUCCAAGGACAAAAGACAUGGAACAAUUGGGCUUACAUCAACUACCACCACAAAGCAACCAAAACUAUCCAUUAAGGAAACUUUUAAAGAUGUUCUCUGAAGUAGCCUGUUUUAUUUAUUAUUGAUGCUGCAAUGUGGUGGAAAUCAACCCAUUGAAACAUACAACAUCUAAUAUCUUGGAAUUUUAAAACUUCCAAUGCUCAUCUUCAUCACAUUUUGGAGCCUUGGCUUCUGUGGAAUCACCAUCAAACCAACUAGGGUUGGGUGAGGGUUGUCUUUUCUGUAUGUAUCCUCUUUUUCUGUGAGUAAUCUCACUCAUAGCUGUUAACCAGACCCUACACCACUUGCUGACAGGAAGGUGAGUCCCAACGCACCUACUUUGUGAAUAAUGGAUUUUUCAAUUUUUUAUUCAUUUGUAGAUGUAUGCUGAUAUGUUAGAAAGACAGCAAGAACUAGGAAAGGACUUUGGAAGCUAUUUAUCAGAAGAUCAAUUGUCAAGUGCGAAUGAUGAGCAGUUGUGUCAGCUUUACGCACUACACCAAGAAAUAGCCACUGACUCAGACACAACCAAAAAUCAUUAG